Molecule: messenger RNA, 1536 nt
Organism: Morchella importuna
Lineage: Eukaryota; Fungi; Ascomycota; Pezizomycetes; Pezizales; Morchellaceae
Exons: 1
Coding region: 1-1536 (511 amino acids)
Molecular function (GO): protein binding
Source: RefSeq, a predicted model, not a curated record
AUGUCGCCCAAGAAACGAACAUUGGACCUGGACCGAGUCGUCAGUGACAUCGACCCCAAGCCUGCCCCCAAACGGCGCUCCAGAAAUACCACCAGCACCACCACCGGCACGAGUACGAGUGCGAGCACGAGCACGAGGAUUACCAUAGACCCCCACCGCCACAGCCUGUCUGCCCUCCCCUACCACGUCCUCACCAACAUCCUCUCGCAGCUACCUCCUACUACAUCGCCCGCCUUCCUCCUCACCUGCGCUACCCUCUGCCGUGCUCUUCACGACCCGGCCAUUGCUACUCUCUACUCCUCACCACUCACCUCCCCACCCGCGCGCGCGCACAAGCUCCUUGCCACCCUCCGCGCCCGCCCCUCCCUCGGCGUCAAGAUCCGCACCCUGUCUAUCGAGGUCGAGCCCCUCCUCACCACAAAGCUCUCCGGCGUUCCCUGGUAUCUCGCCGAAUUCCUCCAGCUCAGUGCUGGCCUGCGUCAUCUCCGCUUCAUCCAUAGCGCCGACCAUCCAACGCGCUGGCGAUACCCAGAUACCCUAUGGGCGGCGCUCGAGGCCUCCAAUUCCACCACCCGCCUGCACACUUGGCGAUGGGACCGCAGCCUCAUCCCAAAGUCACUGGACUACGCUGACCUGCGUGCCAUCACAAUCCGCUGCUUCACAGCCCUGCGCGCGUUGGAGAUACAAGGCUUUGGCGGCGACAGCGACGAGGACGAGGACGAUGAAGAUGCACAACACAUGAUAGACAUACUCGCGCUCAUGCCCCGCAUCACGGACAUCGACCUCACAAACUGCUACAUCGUAAACACCCACUUCCUAAAUCUCCUUUCCACCACAACCGCCCGCUUCCACGACCUGCAGUUCACGGCCUGCAUCAACCUCUCUGGCGACGACCUCGGCGCCCUCCUAGCCUCCCCAGCGUGCCAGAACUUGCGCUCCCUGUCCGUGCAGAAGUGCAACUACUGCUCGCUCACCUUUACGUCCUCUCUCCCGGCGGGGCUGCUGCAUUUCGCGUUCGACGGGCAGGGCGCAGAGACGGAGCUCCUCCCGAGCACGAGCACCCCCGUGUGGCCGGACAGCUUACAGACGCUGCAGGCGACGUCGCUGCGGCGCUGGUCGUCGGGCGAGUGCGAGCGCUUCCUGGAGUCGGUCGUGCGGGCUGUGCCGCAGAUGCGGGCGCUGAGGACCGUGAGGGUGUGGUGCAUGCUCACGGAUAUCGACUGGCGGGAGAGGUCGGCGUUCCGCGAGAAGUGGCUGGCGGAGGUGAGGGGCGUGUUUGGCGGCGCGGAGGUUAGGUUUGAUAAUGCGAGGCCGGCGGAGACGUUGUGGGGGGAGGAGGACUUUGUGGAGAAGAUUUUGGGUGCGGGGAGGAGGGGUGGGGGUGCUGUGAGGGGGAGGGGGGUCGCGGUGAGUGGGAGGGGGGCGGCGAGGGGGGGGGCCAGGGGGAGAGGGAGGGCGAGAGGGAGGGCGAGGAAUACGGUGGUUGUGGUGAAGGAGGUGGUGAGUGAGGGUGAUGAGGACUAUGUGGAUGAUUAG